CCCUCAGCUCUCCCUCAGCUCUCCCUCACCGCUCCUUCAGGCCUCCCCUCAGCCUUCCCGCCGCUUUCCUUCAGGCCUCCCCUCAGCCUUCCCGCUGCCUUCCCUGCGCCUCCCCUCAGUUUUCCCGCCAUUUCCCACCCCGCUCCCCUCCCCGGAGCCGCCGCUGGGGCCGAGCAGACGCUGCGAGGAAUCUUUUAAAUGAAGGUUUAGAAGACAAGAUUCUGCUGGCUACUGAGACUCUUUUUUUAUUAAAAUACUGAAUAUUCAUUUUAAAUGGCAAAAAAAUUACAGCUGGAAUAAUUCCCCGGAUUUUUUUCAUGCAUUUGGAUCUUUUCUGCUUACAAAAAAUAUUGUAAUCAUGAGCUGUGGAAAGGAUUUUGUGGAAACUCUUAAGAAAAUUGGAUAUCCACAAGCUGAUGAGCUUGAUGGAGAAGAUUUUGACUGGAUGUUCGAGUCUUCGGAAGAGAGAUCGUUUCUGGAGUGGUUUUGUGGAAACAUAAAUGAGCAGCAUGUAUCUGAAAAAGAACUGCAAGAUUUUGAUACUCUUGUCGAGUGUGGUAAGCCCAUCUUGGAAGGACACGCACUGGAUGAAGCCCUUAAAACUUUGAAGCCAAUGGAUUUGAAGAACAGUAGCCAAGAGAAGGAGAAGGAAGAGGAGGAACUGAAGAUAUUAGAGGAUGAGCUUCAAACUCUUCAAAACUUAAAAAAACUUCAAAUUCAUCGGCAUAAUAAGCUUCAGCUGAUGGUCACUGCAAACAGCCAUUCGUUACAGACGCUGCAAAGCAAAGAGGAAGAAGCACAAAAAGAUUUGAAAGAAGCUCUGGAAGUGUUUGUUGUAACAAAUAAGAAGCUCGACAGUGAACUGCAGUCUCUUGCGGAUGCAGCAAAGAAAUUUACCUCUUUCUUCACUGCUUCAGAUUCAGAACAUCCAGUGUUUUUUUCCCAACUUUCUUUGGACAAGUAUUUUUCUCUGGAAGAACAAAGCACUGCAGCACUUAUCUCGCACAUAAAAAACCAUUUAAAUCAAGGUAUGUCUGAAUGUGUUGAAAAUUCACAUGAAGGCAGCUUUCAUCUUGAAGAUUUAAGCGAGCCAGUCACUUGUGAGGGGACUGAUGAAACUUCUGAAGAGACUCAAGAGGUAGCCAGGCUCCAGACAGCAUAUAUUUGUGCUCAGCAUCAGCUAAUUCAGCUACAGGCUGAAGAGGAGGGCAUGAAAUCAGCUAUCAAAUGUGCAGAGAGCAUGCUGCAGUCCUUGGACAAGGAUAUUGGACAAGAAGAAAACCUUGAUGCCAAAAUAUCUAGUUUAAGUGAUGAAAUUUCAACAAUUAAACGAGAUAUGGCUCAGAUAAACAACGAAGAGCUGCUUCCCCUUCUGAAAGAGAAAGCACAACUUUUGACUGUGCCAGUGCUGAAAGCACAUUUGGAUCAUCAGAUUGCUCAGCAGGAUUGUUGCGCUGCAAGACAAGAUGAAAUAUGCAGGCACUUGAUGAGACAGAAAACAUCGUUUGAACUUAUUGAGCUGGGCUGUAAAAUGGAGAUGAAGAAACACCAGGAGAUCAGCUGCCAGCUCGAGAAUUUGGUAGAAUCUCUGAAGAAGAGCACUGAUGAGUUGCAGCAGAGACUACAGGUGAUAACUGAGCGAAUUCAACCUGCAAAGCCAAAAAACACUAUUAGUCCCGAGGAUGGUUUCUCUUGCAGGCUAUAUGAGCUCCUGGAAGGAGGAAAUAAAAAACAACAAUUAUUUAAAACAUACAAAAACCUGGAGCGGAUGGCUGAGAAGUUAAAGCAAGACUGUGCUAUGGUACAAGAGCAGACAGCAGCAUCUUCUCAAGAGCAGUCUGUCCUCUUGGCCAACCUAGAAAGAAAUGUAGAUGCCCUUCGUGACUCUCUGUAUUGUGGAGGAAAUCAGCCACAGCUCCGGAGUCCGGAACUUACUGAGCUGUUUCAUCAACUGGAAGUUAAUGUAAAUAAACUAAAGCAGCGCCUUGAGGAUCUGGGUGCUGAUCUGAAGUUGAAGAGAAGCAUUCUACAGUCCAAUAAGCUGCAACAGAUGGAAAGAGAGUUGUAUGUGUAUUUUUUCAAAGAUGAAGAUCACUUGAAAGAGAUGGUAGAGGAACUUGAGCAGCAGUCUCAGGCUAAAGCCAGUGGUCUGGAAGAUGAGAAUUUCACAGCCAAUGGAGUUCCUAAUGUCUAAACUUCAAUGUACUCCUAAGAAAGGAAAA
Manacus vitellinus (golden-collared manakin) is the source of this 2222-nucleotide messenger RNA. RefSeq names its product HAUS augmin like complex subunit 3 (gene HAUS3). The transcript is spliced from 6 exons. The record is from RefSeq and is a predicted model, not a curated record. NCBI's taxonomy places the organism in Eukaryota, Metazoa, Chordata, Aves, Passeriformes, Pipridae. Gene Ontology annotation, cellular component: centrosome; HAUS complex; mitotic spindle. Bases 359 to 2194 code for a protein of 611 amino acids. Gene Ontology annotation, biological process: spindle assembly; centrosome cycle.